Symbiodinium sp. CCMP2456 is the source of this 396-nucleotide messenger RNA. NCBI's taxonomy places the organism in Eukaryota, Dinophyceae, Suessiales, Symbiodiniaceae. The record is from the annotation of a GenBank genome assembly.
GCAGCUACGGAUGUGCCGGAUUCCCCGCAGCGACCGGAGCUGCCAGGCGCACUGGGCGCUGUGGCAAAAGCCGCCGAGGUCCAGACGGAAGCAGAGCGUUCGGCACCCAAAGCGACGCCGAAGCUGGGCGUCCUCUAUGAAGUUGUUUACGACGCGAUCUGGAUACGACGGGAGCCCAAUGCCAAAGGCGACAAGCUGACAAAACGUGUCAAGAACGAUCGCCUCCGCGUGCUGGGCUUGGAUGAGACGCAGAAUUGGGGCAAAGUCCACGUUAACGUGCGCGAGGGGGAGCUCGAGGGAUGGGUCAUGCUUCAGCACGAGGAACUGGGAGAGUUGAUCAGGACCUGUGCGGAUGAUGACGAUGAGGGGGGUCUCCUGAAGCCAGCGAGUUUGUAG